Molecule: messenger RNA, 2201 nt
Organism: Cylas formicarius (sweet potato weevil)
Lineage: Eukaryota; Metazoa; Arthropoda; Insecta; Coleoptera; Brentidae
Product: tRNA-splicing endonuclease subunit Sen15-like
Exons: 3
Coding region: 347-865 (172 amino acids)
Biological process (GO): tRNA splicing, via endonucleolytic cleavage and ligation
Molecular function (GO): nucleic acid binding
Source: RefSeq, a predicted model, not a curated record
GCGUAACGCGAUAAGUCGUACCCAAUUUAAGACUAACCAAAACUAAUUUCUGUUAUUCUACUCCGUGUGAGAAGUGGGUAUUUACGGAAUCACUUUGCCUCAGAUACUAAUAAAGAAGAAGACUGACUGCUGUUCAGGCCAGAGCCAAAUCAAUUCGAAGCAUUGCCGACUUGUCCACUUGUGUAUUUUAGUUUUAGUUUCAUAAGUUGGAGAGGCUAAUAGCUUACAUUAUUAGUAAAUUGGAGAAAUGCAAAAAAUCCUUUCACUUUGAGACAUUUAAGAAGAAGAAAACAUAACCUAACCGCAUAACUUUGUUUCGUAAUUUGGCGCGUCCUUUUUUGUAGGAAUGGACGAGCGAUUGAUUUCAGAGUUUCUUCGCCUGGGAGUGUCGAGCGAGGCGGCCGUAAUCGCUACCCAAGUGUUCCUCGAACUGAACGAGAUCAAGAAAUACUGGGACGUCGGUUACGAGUACAACGCCGCCUUGAACAGGAUCGUUUUGCGCGGUAAGAAAACCAAAAGGGAUACCAUAUCGGUAUUCGUGCCGGUGUCGGUGCAUGAAGACCUGUGCUUCGCGAAAGUGAGCGACCUAAUAGACUCCUGCGGCGAAUCGGGCAUCUUUUUGGCCAUAGUGCAUCCCGACUCUACAUGCGUCUACUAUCGCGUGUCGGAGGGCUUGAUUGAACCCACCGAAGAGGAAGUGUCAGCGAAGCACUUGCGAAUCGACCGGAGGGAACUGCUCGACUCUGGCUUGAGAAAGAAUAGGCGGGUGCUCGAAGAGGCCGCCCGAUACGGUGUGGCCGUCAGUAUCAGUAACGAGAGCGGAAGUAGUUCAAAUGUACCCUCCAGUGUUGAUUCGAAGAAAUAAAAGUUAAGCAUCCUGGAUAUGGUUUGGUGUUGCAGUAUACUACAGGUUGUGGUAUCUGAGAAAAUUGCGAUUGUUUGUUUAGGUUCUUUACUUCUAUGAUCACUAUUAAAUUUCCUUGGGUUAUGGCGGCUGCAGAGAAUUGUCUUUUAUUUUUUUGCUCACGUUAAUGUUAUUGUCAGCAUUACUGAGCCAACCAGUGUUCUUAAUGGGUAUUCCCACAAGUUUAAAAGAUUUUGUACUUUACUUUUGCUCAAGUGUAAAUUCUUAGUUUGAUUUGUCUGCUAGGUUUUUUUUUUAAUUACGCUUUAUUUGGCCACUUGUCCGCUAGGUUGCAGAGAAUUAGCUCUUCUUUUUUAUUUAAGCGCUAAUGCAGGGAUUAUUCACGCAAAGAGUCUUCUUCUUUUGGUAUUUGAUGGCCAGAUUAAGAUUAUUUGAAUGAGAUUGUAAGGGUGAUUUAACCAUGAAGCCUGCAUCUUAUUUUAGUAUGUGAUGACCAUUGAAUAGAUUAGAAUAGAACAGCACCAUUCACAUAAGUUAUAAAACAACAAAUGGUACGCAUAUAUAGCGUAACCUUUACACAAUUAUAUAGAAAAGUAACUCAUAAGUUUUAUAUUUCAGACGAAUCUGACAAUGAAAGUGGACAAAAUAAGAAAGUUAAUUACAUCGUAUUAGUACUAUUCGUUACUGGUUUGUCAAAGUCUAGUUAUUUCGCAAAUGUUGGCUUGUUUUUGAGUUUAUGUCCCCAGUUUUUGGAUAAUUUGAGCGCCAAGUAAUUGUGAUUUAACCAAGCAGCCAAUGUAGGGGUCAUUUUACUAAGCAGUCUUCUUCUUUAUUGGUAUUCAAUGGUUAUUGUUACUGGUAAUGUUUGUCAUAGGUAACCUAUUAUCUAAAUUUGGGUUAGUUCUUGGGCUUUUAUGUGGACUAGGUUAUGUUUUGUAGGUUUUAUUGGGGCGCGAAUGUAAGGUAGAGGUAGGUGUUGUCUGUCUUGAGUUUUAAACGAAAAUAUAAAAAUAAUAUUUGGCAACGCAUACAUUCAUAGUUUAAAGUUUAUUUUCUGCAAUAUAUAGAGCUUUUUAUUGACUUAUUUAUAUGUUUUUCUAAAUUGUUUAUAUCAUUUUCAGUUUUUUUCAUUUUUUUUAUGUAUUAUAGGUACACUUCUACGCCUAGGUUAAGUUUAUAAAUUAAUUAAUUUCCUACUUGGUUAAGUGGAUCAGGGAGUUACUCCUGUGAGUCUUUCAUUUGAACUUUGCCAUUUUUUUAAUAUUUGCUUCUCGCUAUUCAUUUGUAAAAUUUAUGUUGGAAAAUACAUUAUUAUUAUUUAACCAGGCAGUCUCAU